UAAAAUUUUGCCGAGAACUGACACUUAAAACAUAAAAAAAAAAUAGAAAAAGGUGAAUUAGAGUGAAAAUGUCGACUUUUGAAUGGAGCGAACAUAGAGCUCCUGACGGACGGAUAUAUUACUAUAAUUCCGUCACAAAAGAAAGCCGUUGGGAUAAGCCAGAUUCAUUAAAAACACCAGGCGAACGUUUAUUAUCAACAUGCCCAUGGAAAGAAUAUAUAUCUGAUUCCGGUAAACCGUAUUAUUAUAAUUCAGCUACUAAAGAGUCACGAUGGACAGCACCACCAGAAUUUAAUGAAAUCAAACAGAAGAUUACUUCCGAAAAAGGUAGUUCUGGAUCUCAAAGCUUUCCAGUUUCGUCUUCAAAUACACCAAUUACAUCACCUCUUAUGAUGUCAGAUAAUAUAAGUAAAACACCUGGAUCGAAUGAAAAUUCAUCAUCAUCAGCACUGGAUCAUGCAAUGGCAGCAACAUUAGCACAGCUUGAUUCAAUUGAAGUUCCACUCUUGCCUAAAGAAGAAGAAAAGCCACCAAUUGCUGAAAUUCCAGAAGAACCAGUCGUUGAAUUUAAGGACAAAAAGGAAGCAAUUGAAGCAUUUAAAGAGUUCCUUAAAGAGAAAAAUGUUCCAGCGUGUACAUGGGAGCAGUGCAUAAAGAUUAUAUCAAAAGAUCCAAAAUAUAAUGCCUUUAAAAAACUAAAUGAGAAGAAGCAGGCAUUCAAUGCAUAUAAAACACAAAAACAAAAGGAAGAGAAGGAAGAACAAAGAUUAAAGGCAAAGAAAUCGAAAGAGAAUUUAGAAAAGUUUCUCAUGUCACACGAAAAAGUCGAUUCUACAGUCAAGUACUAUCGUUGUGAAGAAAUGUUUUCAAACUUAGAAGUAUGGAAAGCUGUGCCAGAACAAGACCGACGCGAUAUAUUCGAUGACUGUAUCUUUAAUUUAGCUCAACGUGAAAAGGAAGAAGCAAAAGUGCUCAAAAAGAGAAACAUCAAGGUCUUGAGAAAACUGUUGGAAUCGAUGGACUCGAUAUCAUUUCAAUCGACAUGGUCAGAAGCACAAGUCUUACUGUUGGACAAUAAUGAAUUUAAGAGUGACAUUUCACUUUUAGGAAUGGACAAGGAAGAUGCAUUGAUUGUUUUUGAAGAGCAUAUUCGUGCAUUAGAGAUUGAGGAAACAGAAGAAAAGGAGAAUGAAAAGAGACGUCAAAAACGGUUACAACGAAAGAAUCGUGACAAUUUCCUGACACUGCUUGAUUCUCUCCAUGAAGAUGGAAAACUUACAUCCGUUUCAACUUGGGUUGAAUUAUAUCCAACAAUAUCAGCAGAUUUACGUUUCUCAGCGAUGUUAGGACAACCUGGAUCAACGCCAUUAGAUCUAUUCAAGUUUUAUGUUGAUCAAUUAAAGGCACAUUAUCAUGACGAUAAAAAGUUAAUUAAAGAAAUCCUUAAAGAAAGAAAGUUUAAUGUUCAAGCAAGUACGUCGUUUGAAGAAUUUGCCACUGUUGUUUGUGAGGAUCAACGAUCAGCCUCUCUUGAUCCAGGAAAUGUAAAAUUAACAUAUAAUUCAAUGCUUGAGAAGGCAACAGCAGUUGAAAAAGAAAAACAAAAGGAAGAGAAUCGUCGAAUAAGAAAAUUAGAGAAUGAAGUUAAAAACCACUGGCUUGAUGCUGGUUUGACUGCAGCAGAUUCAUGGGAUAAGGCUAAAGCAUGUGUAAUUGAUAAGAUUGAUUACGAGGCGUAUGAUGCAGAAUUAAAGAUUGAAGAAGUUUGGAAUGAAUUCACAAAUGAGACAGAAAAUAUUUGCACUCAUCAUCACUCAAAAUCAAAAAAGUCGAAAAAGAAUCGAAAACGAAAGAAGCGUUCUCGAUCAAGUUCCGCAUCGUCUGAAGAACAUGAGAAUUAUGAGGAAGUGUCACCAAUUGAGGAAUAUGACGAAGAAAUUGUCGAAAAAAAGCGUAAAAAGAAGAAAAAGCAUAAAACACGAUCACCACACAGUUCUGGGAAUAUAAGUAAUGAAGAAUCAGAUGUUCCAUCCCCAAAAAUUGCACUAAGUGAUGAUCAGGCGAUGAGCGAGUCAGAACUUGAGACUAAGCGCUUGGAAUUACUUAAACAAUUAGCUGAAGAUUAAGAUUCCUUGUUUUUAUUAACAUUUUUUGACUUUUUCUUUAUUCCUUACAUUUUUUUAGUCUACAAUAUUCAAGGCAUGGUCAUUUUGAUAAACUCUGUAAUUUGUAAUAGCUUAAAAAUAAUUCUUUUUAUCGGCUUUUGUAAAUUUGAAUUCUAACGGUUUUCAAAUAUUCAAAUGAACUGAACUGAAAUUAACUUUGAACUACUGAACAACUUUUAACGUUUUUCAAAAGAACUGAAAUGAGCUUCAAGUUUUAUUCAAAAUAGCCAUUCCUUGACAUUCACAUUAAUUAAUUUUUUCUUAAAAACUGUAUAUUUUUAAUCUAGUAAUAUUACAUUUGUUUCCACGCAUAAGAUUCUUUUUUAA
This is a messenger RNA of Chironomus riparius, 2492 nucleotides long. The record is from the annotation of a GenBank genome assembly. NCBI's taxonomy places the organism in Eukaryota, Metazoa, Arthropoda, Insecta, Diptera, Chironomidae.